ACAUAACUGCAAAAUAAUGGGGUUUGUCUUAGAAGAGUUAUUAAAUAAGUUUGGUCUUUGAAACUCUAUAGUCUUGAAACACAAGGUUUGGUAAAUGUUUUUACAAUGAAAAGCAAUGCCAGGUCUCAAAUCUCAUUUGACAAGUUUUUCCUUACAAGUUGAGCAACCCCCAGUUAGUUAUUUAACAAAAGCCUCAGCAACCUCAGAUAGAAUAUUAUGUGUUUGUUUUAGAUAUUUGUUUCAUGAAUUUCACUUGUAGAACUUUUCUUAAUGUGGAUUCAUUCUUUUCACAGUUGCUGCUGCCCAAGCCAUAGCAGAAGAAAGAAGAAGCCAAAGUGGCAUUAGCCCUCUUACAGUCCAGACCUCAAUAAAGACAGCAACUAAACCAGUGAUAGAUGGUUCCAUGCUAAGAACAGAAGAAAGGCAAAGACUGGCCAGGGAGCGUAGAGAAGAGCGGGAAAAGCAACAUGCUGCCAAAGAGACACAAAUCCUUGAAAAGGAGAGAAAAGCAAAACUCCAAUAUGAAAAACAGUUAGAAGAAAGACAGAGAAAGCUAAAAGAAAUGAAGCAAAAAGAGGAACAACGGAGGGCAGCAGUAGAAGAAAAGAGGAAACAAAAAAUAGAGGAGGAAAAGGAGCGCUAUGAAGCCGUUCUGCAUCGCACCUUGGAGCGGAGUCAGCGGCUGGAAACUCGACAGAAGAGAUGGUCAUGGGGGGGCUCUGUAACUCCAGACUCAGAAGGCAAAACAGAACAACAGAGCACAGAUGAAGGUGGAACUGGUGCCAGCAAACGCUCGCCCUCCACAGCCAGCCUGAGACAGGCAGAGGCUGCCGUGAGCAAAGGGCUGGCGUCCUCUGGAGCUCUUUCAAAUGCCUCAGAUCGAAGUACCACAAAGAGAAGUGCCUCAUUAAACAGACUGAAUAACAAAGUCCCUCCACAUUCCCAGCAGUCAGCACCCAAAGGUUCGCAGGUGGAACAGAAAGGAGGAACAGAAAAGAAGAGGAGCACAUCUUUGAGUAGAAUGAGUAGUAAACCCCAAUCCUCUCCAGAGAUAGAAAAAGUGAAAAAGGAAGAAAAACCAGCUCGUCGCUCCCAGCUCAGUCCCCUGGACAGUAGCGUAAUCAGCCGCCUCCUGGCCCCCACACAGGCCUCUCUAGCUAGGAGUAAAAGUGCUGCUACCUUGUCGGCUGAUGGACAGGACCCCUCAGCUUCAGCCAGUUCCAUCAGUUCCCCAGUCCCAGCUCCUAAAGUGCCGGUGCGCAGCCGUAGCAUCGACAGGUUGAAGUCCUCUGUGUCUUCAUCUGAUGCAAGUUCACCUGAUUCAACCCAGAAAUCAGAGACAGAAAAACCAUCCCCAGGUUCUGGUCUGAGGCGUCCUCCCUCACCAUCCAUGUCUGCCCGUAGAAGAUCCCCCUCUCCAGCUAAUUUGGUGAAGCGUCCUCCGUCCCCUUCUGCAGUCAGACAGAAGACUCGCCCACCUUCACCUGGUGUGUCAAAACAAAGGCCACCAUCUCCUACUCCAGUCUCUAAAUCAGCACCCAUCCAGCGUCCAUCUCUCACACCAGGUGUUAUAAACAUUACCAAAAAGAAAACUGAAGCAGAGAGCAAACCAAAGGAUAAGAGCACAGAAGGAAUAGGACAAGAACAAGGUGCUUCCCCAGCCUUGGAGAGGGAUGCAGGAGCAGCUAGCACAAAGACCAAAGAAGAAUCAGGUAGCAAAACAGUAGCAGGGACCACCACAGCUGAAGAAGCUGCUAAAAUCUUGACCGAGAAGCGACGUCUGGCCCGGGAGCAAAGAGAACGUGAAGACCAAGAAAGAAUUCAGAGACAAGAAGAAGAAAGAAUAAGAGAAGAAGAAAUGGCCAGGAGAGCAGCUGAGGAAAAAGCACGACGGGAGGAGGAGCUGCGGAAGCAGGAGGAGGAAAAGAGAGUGAGUUCCGAAGAGCAGCAAAGACAAGCUGAGGAGGAGAGGAUCCGCCGGGAACAGGAAGAGCAGGAAAAACUGGCAGAGCUUCAGCAGCAGAGAGAAGAAGCUGAAGCAAAAGCUCAAGAAGAGGCUGAAAGACAGCGACUGGAAAGAGAGAGGAUUAUGCAGCAAAAUAUGCAGGAAAGGCUUGAAAGAAAAAAGAGAAUUGAAGAAAUAAUGAAAAGAACACGAAAAUCAGAUCAAAAUGAAUCCAAGUUGCAGAAUGAAGGCAAGUCUGCCUCGGAGGUGAUGGAGGGAGAGGAUAUUGAAGAGGAGGAAGAGUUGGGUCUUGAGAAGACUGAUCAGCCAGGAAAGCUAAAUGGUGUUGACUUGCUCCAGGAAGUCAAGGGGGAGGCAGAGGAUUGUUUAGAGACUGCACAAAGCAUGAUCUCUGCAGAAUCUGAGGCACAAGAUGAGUCAGAAUUGAAGACCAGUGACGUGUUCAUGAAUGGAAGUGACUUGAAAAGUGAUGAGGGGUCUCUGUCUGUUACUGACCUAAAGGAUUCCAGCCAUCCUGCAAAAGAAAUGGUUCUCGAUGACUCGGGGAAGUUGGGUGUUCAUGAAGCUGAUCACACAAUUGGACUUAUUCAGAAUCUUAAUGGAAAAUCUGGUUCAUGGACUUUUGAGGAGUUCAUUGACGUUGGAGUACAUUCCAAGUCAACCAAACUGAGCUCGGACAGCAUCUCUGCUGGUAACUGUAAUCAAAACUUGAAUGAUGCUGCUACAAUACCUUCUAGUCCCAAAUUGGCUUUUGAGGAAGAUGGUGCAGUGAAUUCAUUGACCAAACCUAUAGAUGCUUCAUCAGGUAAUCCAAGCUGACUUCCCUGUCUCUUCCCCUGGCUAGGCAAUUCACUUCCUUGCGUUUUGCUCUCCUUGCCUUAACUACAGCUUCUUAUUUUCAAGGCACUUUUUCCAAUGUGUAGACUGGAGGGAAGGCUCUUUAGUGCUUUUAACUUGAAUUCUGUCAAAAGGAGUCACCAACUGAUGCCUUUUUAGGGACUUGAUAAGGCCCAACAUUAAGGUUCUUCCAAAGACACAGCUGAGCCCUUGUGAAGUUCCAAACAGCAUUGAAGCUCCUAUGUUAUAAUUAAAGGUUUUUCUGAGAUAUGUUAAAUGGCACAUGUUACUUUUGAAGAUACAGAAUAGUUUAAAAGGUGUCUGAUGUAACUCCACUCCUAGGCAUGUUCUGUUUUUGAUGCUGACCUGUGUGGUCUUACAAGGUCUUUUCAGACUCUUAGCAGUGUAUUAGCUGUCCUCUCAUUCACUGGAGAACAGUUUUUCACUUCUCUGAGGCAAGUAACACCAACCUGAAAUUCCACAGAUGGUUGUGUUACAUUUUGGGAGGAAUAAUAAAGCUGUACACACACUAAAUAUUCUGAAUUUUCUGUAAGAGGCAGGGCUGUAUCUCAAGCCACACAUACUUGAGAUGCAGUACAGUGCAUAGGGUGUCAGAGAAGCUUCUGGAAGCCAGUUUAUGUAAGGCUGGACUUCUCUGGUGUUGGAGCCAAACCCCAAAGGGCCGUUUUCACAGGACAUCUCUUUCCAUGGGAUAAAUGACUGUGUGAUCAGUUGAAGUGAAUGCUAGUGGAAAAACAAGCCUUGCUAUCCACAUUUCCUUCCAGUGAUGUGUAGCACUUUUUUUGAUUAAAGUGUAGCACUUUUCUAGACUGAACUGUUUCCUGAGUCUCCUCUGUCACUCUGCGUCUUGUGAAUUUUAGUUCCGUGGGCACACCCUGAUGGAGGCUUCCCUUGAGGCCACAGCAGACUGGGCCAUGGGAAUGGACAAAUUUAUUGUGAUUCUGCUGAUCACUUUUUGUUGUGAUCAGUCUCAUUAACUUUUUAGUGAAGGAAGUGUGGCCUUUUAAUUUUGAACUUGAAAAUUUUUAGACAUAAUACAGUUUAAGAAUUCUGUACAUAACUUUGAAAACUAAUAUUCCUGUAAAAAGAAGGAAAACCUUCUGUGCUGGUUUUGGACUGUGAGUGACCAAGUGGUUCUGUGCUCACUCCUGGAUGUAGACUGACAGUGAUGAUGGAUGCAUGUGGCAUACACACAGUUAUGAUGGUUAAAUGUUUUCUUCUCUUUGCUCUUUGGACAGAACUGUGAACACUAGAGACCUGGAAAUAAUCUGAUUGCACUUCAGUAAUCCAGUGUUUUCUCAAGUACCGAAGGCCUUGUUUUGAAAAGCUGCUUGUUUACCUUUAUCCAUCUUCAAGUUUGCAAAAAACACCAGGGGAGGGAUGACAAACUUAAUUUGCACCUUGAAACAUUUCAGGGAAACUAAACUGUUGUGCUAAUGUUCUUUUUUCGUUGAUUUUGCUAAUUGUUAGAUAAGGUUUCCUAGUUGAAAUAUUCCUUGUUUCCCCUUUGCAGACUUUACAGUAACCUGAUUGAGUCUUUUUUUUUCUUCAUACCAGUAUCAUGUAGAACAUGCCACUGGAGGCUCGCCAUUUA
Sturnus vulgaris (Common starling) is the source of this 4418-nucleotide messenger RNA. NCBI's taxonomy places the organism in Eukaryota, Metazoa, Chordata, Aves, Passeriformes, Sturnidae. The record is from RefSeq and is a predicted model, not a curated record.